AUGGUUGUGGAGGUCCCUGAAUCGAACUUGGCCGUUUCUGUGGAAACUGGAAAUGACGAGGAGAUUUCUGUGGAAAAUGUAAAGAUGAACAUAAAAUUUGGUUCUCAUGUUGUGGAUGAGCCUGCCAAAGAAGAAGGGAAAAAGGUAUCGGAGGCCAACCUCCCAAAUAAUGUAGCUGAUGAGUGGCCUGAACCCAGUCAAAUCCACUCUUUCUAUAUUGUUAAGUAUCGACCUUUUGAGGACCCGAAUCUCAGGGCCAAACUGGAUCUGGCAGAGAAAGAUUUACAGAAAAAGAAUCAGUCCCGAUUUCAGAUCACUGAAAAAUUAAGGGAGAAAAGGGCAGUUCGGGCCCAGGUAAUUUCUGAAAUAAGGUCUCUAAGUGUCGAGAACAAACAGUUUAGGACAAUCAUGGAUGAGAAGAGAAAGGAAAUGGAACCUCUGCAGCAGGCUCUUGGUAAAUUGCGCGGUGCUCCUAAUGGAGGCAGAGAAAGGGGCUCAGUAUGUUCCUCUGAGGAAGAACUCAAUGAUCUUAUCAAAAGUUUAGAAUAUCGCAUUCAGCAUGAAAGCAUUCCUCUCACUGAAGAGAAGCAAAUCCUCAGGGAAAUUAAACAACUUGAAGGGACAAGGAACAAGGUUAUUGCAAAUUCUGCUGAGAGGGCAAGGAUUCAGGAUGCAUUGGGUGAAAAAGAAGUGAUUCAGGACCAUGUCAAACUUAUAGGUGUUGAUCUUGAUGGAGUUCGAAAGGAAAAACAAGUAGUCAAUGCCAAGCUUAAGCAGCUUGAUGAAGAAAAAGCAUCUAUAGAUAAAGAGAUCAAUGCUUUACAGGAGGAACUGACUGCAAUUACAGAGAAGAGAGACAAAACUUUGGAAACCAUUCAGGAAAUGAGGAAACAACGUGAACAUGCGAAUUCUCACUACUUCCAAAACCGUAAACUUUUGAUCAAAGCCAAAGAACUUGCAGCAAAGAAGGAUGUUGAAGCCCUGAAAGAACUUUCACAUACAGAGGUCGAGAAUUUCAUUUCCCUCUGUAGUACUAAUAAGGUAUUCAGAGAUGACUACAAGAGGAGAGUUUUGCCAUCACUUGACAUGAGGCAAUUGAGUUCCGAUGGUAGCAUGAGGAAUCCGGACGAGAAGCCACUUGUGGCAGUCGAGGCACCAACUCCAUCUGGGACUGAGAGAAUUGUGAAACCAAAUGUGAAACAACCUGCUAAGGAGGAUUCUGUUCCUCUAUCACAACAUGAUAAUUCGUCUGUGCAGAAAGCACAAAAAGAAAAGAAUGCUCAAAACCAGAAAGAUGCAAAUAAGAAAACCGAAAGCAUCUUGGACAAGAUUGAACUUGAAGACAGAGAUGUCUCUGCUGGGACACAUAAAUUGCAAAAGGACGAUCUUCCUAAAGUUGACGAGAUGAAGUUGAAGGAGAUGAAGCGAGAGGAAGAGAUUGCUAAGGCUAAGCAGGCAAUGGAGAGAAAGAAGAAGUUAGCAGAGAAAGCUGCUGCCAAAGCAGCAAUAAAAGCUCAGAAGGAAGCUGAUAAAAAGCUCAAGGAAAUUAUUAUUUUUUUUCAAUUUUUACUUUUAGCCAUUGUCUUAUAUAACCUUAAAACUCAUUGUUUCGCUCUCAAUUUAUUGCAGGAGCGCGAAAAAAGAGAGAAAAAGAAGGCUGGUGCCGUUCUCUCUCAGGAUUCCGAGGAACCAACUGAAGCAGUUGCUGAAGUUGCUGAACUAGAGAAGACGGAGGGAAAGGUUGAAACUCCGGUCCCACCAAAGAACAAGGGGUGGAAAGAAAAUACCACUAAGCACAGAGCACGACCGAGAGGUCCAGAUUCACUUCCAAAGGUUAUACUCAAACGCAAGAAGGCAACUAACUACUGGCUAUGGGCCGUCCCUGCUGUUUUGGUGGUUCUUGUACUUCUUGCAUUUAGUUACAGCUAUCUUAGCCAAGAGCCCAAGACAUUAGAGUAG
Messenger RNA from Fraxinus pennsylvanica, 1959 nucleotides. Lineage: Eukaryota; Viridiplantae; Streptophyta; Magnoliopsida; Lamiales; Oleaceae. The record is from the annotation of a GenBank genome assembly.